This is a messenger RNA of Stylonychia lemnae, 714 nucleotides long. Lineage: Eukaryota; Ciliophora; Spirotrichea; Sporadotrichida; Oxytrichidae. The record is from the annotation of a GenBank genome assembly.
AUGGGAUUUUUAUAUCCCUAAAUCCCCCUCAUAGAUUACGAUACUAAUGCUAGGUUUUUCAAGGAGAGAUUAUACAUAUUGUGUUAUUGCCAGAUAGCAAUGAUAUUGGUCUACUCAACAUAUAUUUCAUUUGAGCACUAAUUCCUAUAGUUGAUCACUCUAUUCAUUUUAUAUUCAGCCUAUCUUUCAUUAUACUUCUACACUUGUAUAAUUUUGCUUGUUAUCACGAUUAUACAAUUUACAUUCUUUGCCUCCUCUUCACGAAUGAGGGCAGAUAUCCCAGAUAUAUUAGUUUUUGUUGUUGCAUGCUACUAUAUAUUAUUGAUCUACUAUAGCUAUUAAGCUAAUAGAUGCUUUAGAUAUCAUUUUGAUAUGCAAUUUGGCGAAAAGUUCUCGAGCUUGGAGGAAUUUUUCAAAGCUUUUAAUGAAAUAAAAGAAUUUGAGAAAUAUCUUAAAGUCAAACAAUACUAGUAUUAAUACUCAUAAGAAGUUAAUGUAAAAAAAGAAGUAUUUUAUUUGGAUGAGGAGGAAUAGAAAGAAAAUGAAGGAGCUAGAGAGGGUAUAUUAAACCAAAAUUUAAAGAAUAAGCUUGGGAAUGUAUUUUAGCCUUUAGUUGAAAAUCUAUUGGAUAAAAAUGCUAUUGCUCAAAAUGAAGGUAUCUACUUUGGCAGAAAUACUUAUAUGCCGUUGCUCAAUGAUCCAAGAACGAAUUGA